Chanos chanos (milkfish) is the source of this 3223-nucleotide messenger RNA. It is a transcript of the gene stard8, whose product is annotated as StAR related lipid transfer domain containing 8. Gene Ontology annotation, biological process: regulation of Rho protein signal transduction; signal transduction; actin cytoskeleton organization. The record is from RefSeq and is a predicted model, not a curated record. Bases 38 to 3139 code for a protein of 1033 amino acids. Gene Ontology annotation, molecular function: lipid binding; GTPase activator activity. The transcript is spliced from 14 exons. Lineage: Eukaryota; Metazoa; Chordata; Actinopteri; Gonorynchiformes; Chanidae.
CCUACGUGGAAGCGUGCGUUUUGGUAGUGGAGUUUUAAUGAGUGACGAGGAGAGAGCUCACGUACCGUCAGGCGAAACUGAACUGGAGGCUAAGGAGGCUUGUGAUUGGCUGCGGGCGGCUGGUUUUCCCCAGUAUGUUCAGCUUUACGAAGGAGGCCUGUUCCCCAUUCACAUUUCCUCUGUAAAGAAGGACCACGAAUUUCUGGAUCAGGACUCUCUCAAGGCACUAUGCAGGAGACUCACAACCUUGAACAAAUGUGCAGCGAUGAGUCUGGAUGUCCAUUUCCAGUGCAGACAGAACGAGGACUCAGAGGAAGAUGACAUUUGUGCGUUGAGCUCACGUUGGGCAUUUCAGCGUGAGAGCAAAACCUGGUCCCGCAACCUCUCACCCACUCCAAAUGCCCCCAACAACCAGCCUUCCACCUUACGACCCUCUGCCAGCAGUGACAGUGUCUUGAGUGAGGUGACAUCUGAUUUUAGUGCCAGCAGUCUCAGUUUGGACAGCACCCGGGACACCACCUCCCCGGGCAUCACUGCUUUUAAUGGAGCCAGCAGCCCUGGUUCUCCCCAAACCUCUCACCAGAAGAAGGAUGGAUCAUCAGCUUUUACGGACAAACAGAUGUUCUCCUCACGUUCCUUUCUCCGGAGAAAAGACUCCCUAAGAAGGAGAGAAAAAGAGAGGGAAAAGAAUACAGUGGUUGUUUCCACGACAGCACCGCCACACCGGCAGCCUUUAGACAACCUGCAGUGUACGCUGGAUGCUAAUCUACCGGGUCGUACGACAAACACACACAGCGUUGCCAAGACUUCAGCCUGGAAAGCACACACCAUAUGCAGGAGCUCUUUUGGCCAGUCAGAAGCUAAAUUAAAACCAUAUCAAUCAUGUCUAUAUCUUGAGGACUACCAACUUGCCUGGGAAAGGCCAAAACCGACCUAUCACAGCACCUGUCUGGUGAAGGAAGAGCGCGUGGUACACCUGCCUUCUGACCACAAGCCUGGAACGUUCCCCAAGUCAAUGUCAAUAGAGAGCAUCUGUCCAACACAUACUUCUCCUAGUGACAGGAUUGACUGGCCUGCUGACGAUGGGGAUUUCUCACUGGAUGGCAGCAGCAGCCAAAGUGAAUCUCAAGACUUUCUUUCGCUGACAUGUGGAAAAAGACGGAACUCCUGCAGCUCAGUAGGAAGCGUCUACGACAAUGUUCCAGAGGCCUGUGAGAGCUCAGAGGAGCUGACUGGUUUAAGAGGAGAGAAAGCUUUUCAACAUCUGGAUGACAUCUUACAGCACGUCCAUGGGCUCCAACACAACAUCGAUCAGUGGUCACGCUCUCUCAGCUUGCAGUUGGAUCACUCCAACUCAGAGAGUGAGUCUACCACUGAAACUACGUUACCCAGCAGCCUUCACUUCGAGGACCGCUCCAUGUCAGAUGUGGGGACGACGGUGAGCGACUAUGACAGUGCAGGGAAUUCGCUAAAUGAGGGUGAAGGGGAAGGAGAGAUGAGAGAAAGGAGAGAUUCUGGGGUGGGCGCCUCCCUGACCCGACCCAGCAGGAAGUUACGUUGGCACAGUUUUCAGAAUUCCCAUCGGCCGAGUGUUUCAUCAGCGUCUCAGGAAAUCAACAGGCAGUCAGCAGCACAGCUGAAUCUGUUACAGAAAUUCUCUCUGCUCAGACUCACUGCCAUCCUUGAGAAGCACUGUGACACCAGUAAACACAGCUGGAACUGGGUGAUGCCAAAGUUUAUGAAACGUUCUAAGGCUCCAGACUACAGAGGUAAACAUGUGUUUGGAGUUCCACCAAUCAUCAACGUCCAACGAUCUGGCCAGCCUCUACCUCAAAGCAUUCAGCAAGCGAUGAGAUACCUGCGUAGUCAGUGCCUGGAAAAGGUGGGAAUAUUUCGGAAAUCUGGAGUGAAAUCUCGGAUCCAGGCACUGAGGCAACUCAAUGAGAAUUCCCCAGAUCAUGUGAGCUAUCAAGGCCAAUCAGCUUAUGACGUGGCUGACCUGUUAAAGCAGUACUUCAGAGACCUGCCUGAGCCUGUACUAACCAGCAAACUCACAGACACAUUCCUACACAUCUAUCAGUUUGUCCCAGUUGAGCAGCGUUUGCAGGCAGUACAGGCAGCCGUGAUCUUGCUCCCUGAUGAGAACAGAGAAGUUCUGCAAAGCCUCCUGUAUUUCCUCAGUGACAUAGCGUCUGCGCAGGAGAAUCAGAUGACUGCAGAGAGCCUGGCCGUCUGCCUAGCCCCCUCCAUACUGCACCUAAACGUCUCCAAGAAAGACGGGACUUCUCCGAGACUGAUGAGCCGGAGGGGCGGAGCCAAGCCUGACCACAAAGACCUCAGUGAGAACAUGGCCGCAACAAAGUGCCUCAGUCACAUGAUCACAGAAUGCAAGAAACUGUUUCAGAUUCCUGGUGAGAUGCUGCUGCAGUCACGUAACUCCUAUGUGGCGGCAGACGCGCAGCCCCUGCCUCUGCAUGGUUUUGGGGUGAAUCCACUGGGAGAGCGAGUGGAUUAUCGUGGUUUCCUGGACGACAAUGUGCAGUGUCUGCUCAGAGAAGCUACAGAGAGAACUAAGGGGUGGCACAGUGCCCCAGGACCUGAAAACACAGAGCUGUCCUAUAAAAAGGUGGGGGAUGGGCACCCUAUUCGUCUUUGGCGUGUUGUGACAGAGAUGGAGGCUCCACCCACAGUGGUGUUACAGCGGGUUUUGCGAGAGCGCCACCUAUGGGACGAGGACCUACUGCACAGCCGUGUUAUAGAGACUCUGGACGACAACACCGAGGUGUUUCAUUAUAUCACUGACAGCAUGGCCCCUCUCCCCCGCAGGGACUUCAUAGUUCUCAGGCGGUGGUGCACUGACCUGCCCAAAGGGGUGUGUCUUCUCGUAUCCUCCUCCGUUCACCAUGACGACGUGCCGUUGGAGGCAGGGUUAAGGGCGGUGCUUCUCACAUCUCGCUUCCUGAUUGAACCGUGUGGAAUGGGCCGAUCAAGGCUCACACAUUACUGCAGAGCAGACCUAAGGGGUCGCUCUCCUGAGUGGUACAAUAAAGUCUUUGGUCACCUGUGUGCUGUGGAAGUUGCUCGGAUACGUGGUUCCUUUCCUGUGCUGUCUGCCAGAGGCCCCGAGACCAAACUGUGAGACAAUAAGGAGACAGGAGUGAAACAAUAAGGAGACAGGAGUGAGACAAUAAGGAGACAGGGGUGAGACUGAGAAGAUGAAGAG